Molecule: messenger RNA, 2061 nt
Organism: Penicillium coprophilum
Lineage: Eukaryota; Fungi; Ascomycota; Eurotiomycetes; Eurotiales; Aspergillaceae
Exons: 2
Coding region: 1-2061 (686 amino acids)
Source: RefSeq, a predicted model, not a curated record
AUGGAUCAAGAUUCCAACGACAGUAUGCAGUCAGACAUACCUCCCACGCAACCCAUCGUGGAACACGCGCCCCCAAAGCAUCCAUCGGAGCCCUCAAUACGCACCGCAGAAGCUAUGCGGCAGCCGUCUGAACCCUCAGAGCGCACAUCAGAAGCAAGAAAGCGCACAUCAGAGGCCACGAAGCCCACUUCACAUGCCACAAAGCCUAUCUCGUCAACAUUGAACGACUCACCUUUCACACCACUAUCCAUGCGAGCCCUCUAUUACACCCCAGAUGUGUUAGAAAAUGAAGCGCCAGACGGCAUCCCAGAAGGAGAAAUCAGUGACGCUAUGUCACCCGACACAAACACAAGCGUUAUUCGCAAGAAGGGAACAGACCUCGUGUUCGACACAGGCUUUCCAACCCCACAGCCCUCUCCUCAGCAAUACCUGCUGAAGAUCGCCACAGCAGCCUUCUGCCACGAUGAGAUCCGUCUAGCUGAACUUCUCAAUCCCCCCAAGGCCGCACCGCAGAUCCCACUCCACAGUCUCUGCGGGACAGUCAUCAGCACGCCGCGUGAAGACGACGAGCAUGAAGAGGGCCCGAAGUUCAAGAUAGGCGACGUAGUCUUCGGUGUGGUUAGUUAUACGCGUGACGGCGGAGCGGCAGACUAUGCCGUCGCGACUGAGCGCGAGCUAGCGCUGAAGCCAGACAAUAUCACUGUUGCUGGAGCUGCAGCUCUUGCGUUGCCGGCAUUGACGGCUUGGCAGGCGCUUUUUCGGUAUGCGGGGCUUGAUCCCGACGUUCCUGGCGGGUUGAACGAGGGCGAUGAUGCUUUUGGAAAUGAGAUGGGGCGGUGGCUUUGGCAGCCCCAACGCCGUGAUACCGUGGUCGGCAGCAAGGAUUAUGGCUACGGGCACCGCAAAAGCACGGUCGUUGGUGCUGGUGGCGGUGCAGGAGGCGGGAACGGUGGCCUGCUAAAUGAUACUAUCAAUGAUGCUAGCAACGGAGCUGGAAACGGGCGUUGGGUUUGGCAGUGGACUCGCCGCGGCGACGCACCCAAAGACAAUACCAGUGGCAUCGCCGGUACCAAUGAGCAGUCAAUCCCCCCUGCCAAUCCUAGGAACGUGCGCCGCGAGAGCCUAAUCAGUCUCGUCAGCGGUAAUCCCAGUGGCAAAGCCGUUCCCCGCGCUGCUAGCACAGUUGACCCCAACCCCAAAGCCACCGUCCGCCGCAACAGUUUGAUCGGCCUGAUCAAAGGCAAUACCAACGCUCCAUCAGCCCGCAGUGCAAGCACGGUCGAUCCUAACGCUAAUGCCGAUACCAAUAACAAUAGCCGCCGCGCCAGCCUGGUCAAUUUAGUACGCGGUAGCACUAGCUCUGGACGGCGUAGCAGCCUGAUAGGAAGCAUAAUUGGCGGCACAGAUUCCAACGGGAACGGCAAGCAAAGAGUACCCAAAAUCCGAGUCCUCGUCACCAACGCCCGCGACAACGACAUUGGCCGCGUCGCGGUGCAGAUUCUGCGAGCAGAUUCGCUCUUUCCUACCGCCGUCCGGCCGUGGAUCUGUGUAACCUGCACGCAAGUCGAAGCUGAUAUCAUUGAGAAGGAUUGGGAAGUGGACGAGAUAGUCAUCAUCCCGCACCUCCCAUCCCCAGACGAAUGUAAUAUCGAGAAGGUGUUCCGUGCGCGCCGCUGGCAGCCGGUUGAUAUCGUGCUCGACUGUGCCGGCGGCGAGGUAUUCCGAGCUGUUCAUGCUGCCGGUGUCGUCAAGGACUACGGGGCUGUACUGACUGUUGUGGAUGGCCAGGUUGCGCAGCAGUCUCCGCUUGUUCCUGAGAACGAUGUGCUAGGUGAGAAGACGCGUGGUAUUAAGAGCCGUUUUGUGCCUGUGAAUCCUGAUGGGUUGGCUAUGGAGCGAAUUGCAGAGUUGGUGGAGGAGAAUCUGGUCUGCGGGAGAGAGAUUACUGUCGUUGAUCUUGCGCGUGCGGCGGACCUUUUGGCUUCUGGAGCUGCCGGGACGGCGGGCAGUCGAAGUGGUGGAAUGGUGGUUGUUAGGGUUAAUAGUGUUGCCAGUACUUAG